Molecule: messenger RNA, 7029 nt
Organism: Mixia osmundae IAM 14324
Lineage: Eukaryota; Fungi; Basidiomycota; Mixiomycetes; Mixiales; Mixiaceae
Exons: 16
Coding region: 1-7029 (2342 amino acids)
Biological process (GO): retrograde transport, endosome to Golgi; Golgi to vacuole transport; tRNA splicing, via endonucleolytic cleavage and ligation
Cellular component (GO): GARP complex
Molecular function (GO): tRNA-intron lyase activity; syntaxin binding; nucleic acid binding
Source: RefSeq, a predicted model, not a curated record
AUGGAGGGCGCCAUGGGCAAGUCUAUGCCUGCAGACAGGCAGUCUGCUCGGCUCGGCAAGUUCGGCAUCUCGACGGUCAUUGGCUCGUCGACGACAUCUUUAUUGCCGAGCAUGCCAACGACUCUGGCGGGUCUACAAACGCUGAAUCCGUUGAGAUCCGUCGAAGGUCCUCGGACGGCGGCAUCUCGCGGCCUACGACAGGCGCCGGAUGUCAAGCUGAGCGAUAUGCCCAAGAUUGAGCCGACCCAAUUUGCUAGCUAUCUGACGGAGAUCAAGAGCGAACACGAUCGCUACAUUGCUACGCUUACUGAGCAGCAAAGAGAGCUCAAGACUGCUCGGCAAGCGAGUACAUCUCGCGUGACGUUGGACGACACAAGCUUGGCAUCCUCUCCUCGCGCGCCGCUUGCUCAGUCGCUGAAAGGCAAAGAGCGGGAAGAGCUACCACCGCUUUCCUCAGUGCCAACAUCCUUCUUUUCGGAAGACUUUGAGCUCAGCAAUCCGAACACUUUCGAAAUAGUGAUGGAAGCCAAUCUCGCGACUGCCAAAGAUGCCGCUUCGCUUCAGAACAGACUGACAGAUUAUCUGGACGUGCUCGAAAGUCAUAUGACCGUCGAGAUCUCGGAACGAUCAGCCUCCUUUUUCUCAGCACUGUCGAAUUUACAAUCUUUGGGCUCGCAAUCGACAGUUGCCCUCGAUCGGAUAGCAGCCCUGCAAGAAGAGAUGCACCGAAUUGACAAAGGAACGGCAGAGCAAGGGCUUGCAAUUGUACAGACUCAGAUCAACAGACGCAACGCCCAGGAUCUUCAGCUAGCAGUAGAGCGUGUCAAAGAGGUCUGGCGGGCGCUAGCAGACGCAACGGAGCUGUUCGAUCAAGGCGAAUGGGAGGGAGCGCUCUCUAUGAUUACCGAACUCGAGGAUCUAUGGCGCACGGACGAUUCUCAUGAUGACUCGCCUGAUAACGUCUCGAAGCGCGCUGCGUUAGAUGUCAUACCCGAGGAUGAGAUAGAGCCUGUGCAGCCCGCAGCUGCGAGCCGGCCAGCACCCAAGAUAGUCUUCGCCAGACUGAAAGCACUUGAGCCUGUGCCCGGUCGGCUGAAAGCCCUGAGAUUGUCGAUCGCGCAAUCUCUGCAAGGCGAGCUCAUAGGCAAUCUCGUUCACGAGUUCCAACAGCGGCUGAAGGAAUACACUGACGUAGAUUCCUCAGAGCCAUCAGCGAAAAGAACUUGGCUUAGCAAUGGCUUUGCCAAGAAAGCUGAGACGUCAAUCGCUAUGGCUCGCAUAUAUCUCAAGGAUGAUGCGACCAUGGCCACUGCUCGGCAGCAGAUUAUAGAACGAGCGAAGGACCGUGCUCGGCCGAUCGUCAGAGGCCUUCUGCGGUGCGCGCCGGAAGCCUUUGAAGCGGCUCUAUCUUCAUGGCAAGAUGGACUCACGCGAGAAGUUCGGCAACUCGUCCGCAAAUACUUGCCGAUCUCUCAUGAGAACCCCGAAGAUGACGAGACUUUCGAUACGUCUAUGGACAGACGUAACGGCACACAAGAUAGAACGGCAGCACUAGCUGUCAAGCUGCGCGAACAAUCUCACGCAGACUUCCUGCAAGUCUUACAACGCACCUAUCAUGCACUAUGGACCUGUUUACAGAUCAUCAGCCUGCACUCGGACGCGCUCAUGCAACUUCUGAAGGAAGACACUGCUCAACCGCGCACGAGACCCUCGAGACAGUCUACACAAUUCUCGAUGGGCGCAAGUUCUUCAGAACGAUUCAUUGAGCAGACCACAGAUAAGCUCGCUGAUCUGCUCAGGAUCUUGGCCGAUCUCAGUCAUGUGCGCUUUUCGAAAGUACUCGGCGUCAGAACCGAAAAGCAUUCGCAUUUGCCGCUAGCAGAGUUUGCACAGGUUCAUGAGCUCACCUGGACCUUCAUCAAUGGCUCCGAGGGUCUCGCUCGGCAUAUGCUAGCAGGGCUACGGAGUGUCAUCGGUACGCAAAGUCGCGCAUUUCUGCAGCAAUACCACAACACAAGAACGGCUGAAUCUGCCAAGGUUGUCGAGAAUGAGCAAUGGUCUGCGGUCGACGUCAGCGGGGAGGCACAACAUCACGUCGACCUUGUUCUGAGCAGCGCGACAGAACAACCGGCCGAGCUCUUGCUUGGAUCUGCAAGAGCAGCACGUGAUCCGACCCGCAAUGCAGCAAUCGGACCCGGUGGCAAACAAUUGAUCAUAGAGGGCCGUUCGUUCCACGCCGUCGCGGCAUCUCUCAAGUGUCUGGAAGUACUCGUUGAUUACCUGCGGAUCGUUGUCAACUUAUCCCAGCUCACCACGGAGUGCAUGAGCCGGAUCAUCGAAUUCCUCAAGCAAUUUAACUCGAGGACAUGUCAAGUUGUACUUGGUGCGGGCGCUAUGCGAUCUGCUGGACUCAAGAACAUCACAGCCAAGCAUCUGGCCCUCGCUUCGCAAGCGUUAUCGAUCAACAUCAGUCUCAUCCCCUACGUUCGCGAGAACGUCCGGCGCUAUCUUACUCCGAAACAGACUGUCAUGUUAGUCGAGUUUGACAAGCUCAAGCGCGACUAUCAAGAGCAUCAGAGCGAAAUCCAUCUCAAGCUCGUCGCCAUUAUGGGUGAUCGACUCGCUGUGCACUGCAAGUCACUGAUGGAGGUCGACUGGGAGAAGGAAUCCAACUCGCCCAAUGCGUACAUGGAAAGCCUGAUCAAAGAGUCGGCCACGCUGCACAAGGUCCUAUCGCGAUACCUCGAAAGCACAACGCUUGAAGACAUCAUGAUGCAAGUCUUUUCGGCCAUACACAAUCGAUUGGCAGACGAGUUCGGACGCAUUCCGCUCAAGAGUCAGAUUGCGAAAGAUCGCUUGCUUGCGGAUGCGACCUAUCUUCGCGUUCGAUGGUCAGAGCUCAAGGGAUUGCAACGAGCAACUCCCGGGGAGGAGCUUGAGAGGCUAGUCGGAUCCAAGCCGAUCGUCGUAGAUGCACCGCCUGCAGCGCCAACGCCCACACCAGCACCAACACUGGCGCCAACGCCUAGCUUUCCUACUUACCAGCGCAGAGUAUCGACGCCAAGGACAGCGACACCAACAAGUGCAAACUUUCGUGGCUCGUCAGAAGCGCAAGUCAAGCCAAGCACAGUACCAGAAGCGAGCACAGCUGCAACAAACACCGAGCCCAAAGAGGCUUCAUCGGAUAAAGAAGCUGGUGUUGUUCAGGCUCCGGUAAACACGCACCCGGCAACCAGGCCUCCGUCUGGUAGCCUGGUGUCACAGCUCAGCACAUCAGCAGCGCCGUCUGCGAUCAACGUAAAGAACAGGCUAGCUGGCUUGUUCUCCCGCCCAAUGACGCGGUCUUCGUCACGAGAAGGCGACCAGCCUCGCAGAUCAUCUGAGAUGCGCAGGGGCGCUUCAUCUCCUCAAUCAAUAGCAGCCGUGCCGCUCGCACCUACCACUAUUGCAGCACCAACCAUGUCUGCAAGACCGUCAGUAGAUCAGGAUAGGAUCGACUCACCUCUGCCAGAUCUUCCCGCCAGUCCCGUCAAGCCUUCUACGGCUGCCGUCGACAUGCAUGCCACGGUAGCCAUUCUUACAGAGGAGACUGCUGAAGAACGUCCAGCUGCUGCAGCAGAUGUUGCGCCGCCCACGGAUCAGCAUCUCGAUGCCGUCACGUCACCCGCUGCACUCCAAUCCCUCGAGCAGCCUGAAAGCGAGGCAGGGUCUGCUAGUGCGACAAUAUCGAUCAGCUCAAACGCUAUACCGCCUGCAGGCGAUGUGCUUCCCGAUACCCAGAUACAGCCUACCGAAACGGCUGCCGCCUUCGAGGAGACGGUCGAAGCGGUCGGGGAGACUCAAGAGCAUUACCUAGACACGUCGACUGAUGUGCAGGCCGAAGCAGAUGCGCUGCUGGCUGAAAAUGCCCGGUCUAGUGCAGAGCCUGUCGACCUGCUAGCUCGGCCGCUUGUGGACCUGGAGAGCACGGGCAUCAAUCCGGCCGCGGUCAGCUUACCUGCGCCCAUUGCAGAGAGCGAUACGCUUGCCGGCAACUCGGAUACUCCGACCAGGGCUCUCUCGCUCAGUCUUGCCUCUAUCGAGAGCGAGCCAUCUCUCCGCACGCACAGUCUUAGCCCCGCCCGAGCACAGCUUGGUCGGCAACGGAUAGGCGGAGUCAGGACACGCUCAGAGAGCUCGAGCCCUCCGUACCCGGAGUCGCCAAGAUCCAGCGGACCUCAACAGAAACGCAGGCGGUUGGUAGUAGCGCACGAUAUGAGGCCUCCUUCGAUGUCAUCGACACAUUCGGCUGCUAGCGAGGAAGUCCUCCCAGCUGAAGAGCCAGCUACGAAUGGCAGUCGUCGACACGAGCCAGCGGCUAAUGGCAGCUCGAAUGGUGCACGACCAAAUGGGAUGCCGAGCUUCUCCAACGGUAGCCACAACGGCCAUCCUGAGCCAGGCGAUAUUCUGCCCAUCCCGCCAUCUGCGCUCACCGCAAGCUCUGACUUUGAGCCGCUCCGGGCAGGCAGCCAGAUCGACCGCUCAGAGUAUGUGCGCUUGCUGUUACAAGCGCUACAAGAUUCUGGGUAUACGAAUGCUGCUCAAGCGCUAGCGGAAGAGUCUGGCUACGAUAUGGAAAGCCCCACAGUGACGAACUUCCGCGCCGCCGUGCUCUCUGGCUCGUGGGAUCAAGUCGAGCGGUCACUAGCGCCGUAUCGGAGCGACGACAGUACAUCAGCAAAGGCGAUACGUUUCAUCGUAAGCGAACAGAAGUAUCUGGAGAUGCUCGAAGCAAGGGAGACCAAGUCAGCUCUGAGCGUGUUGAGAAACGAGCUAGCGCCGCUCAAUUAUGCCCCUGAGCGCAUCCACGUUCUAUCGAGUCUGAUGAUGUGCAGCGAUCCGGCGGAGCUUAGGCAGAGAGCAUCGUGGGAUGGCGCCGCAUCUUCAUCACGCCGACUCGCUCUGGAAAGACUGCAGGCAUACAUACCACCAUCGACGAUGCUACCUCAGCGACGGCUAGAACAACUCAUUGGGCAAGCUACACAGCAUCAGAUCGAUCAUUGCCUCUACCACUGCAUCGAAGACAGGCCGUCGCUCUAUGCAGAUCACCAUUGCGAUCACUCUGUCUUUCCAGACGUCACCGUACAUACACUCUCUGAUCAUCGCGACGAAGUCUGGUGCUUGUCGUUCAGUCACAAUGGCAAGUAUCUUGCCACUGGCAGCCUAGACAAGACAGCCAUUAUAUGGUCCAUUACAGAGAAUUACGAGUUCGUCGUACAUAAGAUCCUCCCAGACUUCGAAGAAGGCGUUUCGUGUCUGUCAUGGAGCCCGGACGACUCCAUACUGCUCGCAAGCGCCGAAGAAUUCAUCUACGUCUGGAAUGUCAAACUUGGCGAGCUUAUCUCAACCCACAAGACCCACGAUCACACCGUCAACGCGAUCGAGUGGCUUCCGGAUGGCACUGGCUAUAUCUCCGCAGGCAUGGAUGCCAAGGUGCUCUUUUGGGAUCUCAGCGGUAACCCGUCGCAUACUUGGCAGACGGGGCAAUCGCGCAUCGUCGACGCUGCCAUCUCACCAGAUGGCAAGCGGCUCGUCUGCAUCGGUUCGGCUGAUCUGCCACUCACCGAGCCUGCGACGGCAUCUGGCAGCACGCCGUCGGCCAGCACUUCCAUGCGAUCGGAGAGGAGGAUACAUAUCUACAACAUCUCGGAGCGACGGCAGGAAAAAGUACUAUCGGUCAACGCUGAUCUGACCUGUGUUUCCAUCUCUGCCGAUUCUCGCUAUGCGCUCAUCAAUCAAGUGCCGAAUGAGAUUGGUCUAUUUGAUCUAGAAGAGGCGCGGCUCGUUCAGCGCUAUGUCGGUCAACAACAAGGUCGGCACAUCAUCCGCAGCUGCUUCGGCGGACCGCGCAACAAUCUCAUCAUAAGUGGCAGCGAGAACGGCAAGAUCGUCAUCUGGGAUCGAAGGACAGCAGCACGUAUCGAAGUACUGAGCGGUCACGGGCCGGGCAGCGUCAAUGCGGUCGCGUGGCAUCCGCUCAACAAGGACAUCUUUGCUAGCGUCUCCGACGAUGGGACGUGUCGGAUCUGGAUGUCCCAGAUCCAAGCGUCUUCGCUCAUCGCGGGAAGCUACGAAGCUGCCCAGCUCAACGUCGAGAUACGGGUCUCGAACGGACAAGGUCUGAUCUUCGACUUGCAGGACUUUCGCUACGUUCGAGAUGAUUUGCGUAUCUGCGGACUUCUGACGGGCACGCUGCCUCAGCUGUCCCAGCAGAAUGUCUUUCUGGGUCUACCGGUCCAGCUCAUGCCAGAGGAAGUCGUCUGGCUUGUCAGUAACGGUCAUGCCGUGCUCAUAGACGACCUCAAAGCACAUCGCGAGCCGACGACCGGUCAAAUCGAGCAGUACCGAGCUGAGCGGAUGGCUAGAGCAAAGGCAGAAGCAGAAGAGCAUGCGAAGAUGGAGCAAGCGAGAUCUGCAAAGGCCAGAGAGGUGUUUGCGGACAAGAUCGCAGCAAAGCAAGAGCAGAGACUCGCAAAGAAAGCUCUCGCGAAGCCUCUGCUCGACUUUGAAGACGAGCCUGUCGCUGUCAAACCGGUUGAGAGAACUGCCGAGACGCUUGUCAUCAAGGAGGAUGCCUAUGCAAUCGUCAUCGAGCCUACUUCUCACAACAGACCAGGCUACGACGCGCGCGGUCACACUUACAAGACCAUCGAGAGCGCCAAGCAAGCUGGUCUGUGGCACUAUCCGAGUAGUGAGAUGCAGCGAGCCAGAUGCGCCGUCUUUGCCGAUCUGCACCAGCAAGGCUACUUCAUGGGACCUGCGCCCAAGUUUGGCGCAGAUUUCUUAGUCUAUCCUGGCGAUCCUCUUCGCUUUCAUUCUCACUUCAAUGCCGUCGUCCUCAGCAGUCCUCAGCAUCCUAUCCGGCCUCUCGAGCUGGUAUCGUGGGGUCGGCUGGCAACAGGCGUCAAGAAGGCCGCGCUCAUGUGCACGUACGACCAGACGACAGACAGAGUGUCCUACUUGUCGCUCGAAUGGGCAGGCAUGGGCUAA